AUGAUUACAGCCUGGGACCAGAUACGCCUGGAGGAGCGAGAGUUCAUCUUGAGAGCGAGACUGUAUCUGGAAAUAGCUCGUAUAGAACGCAGACAGGCAGAAUAUGGCUCCGACAGGUACUGGCAGCUACUGAGAUUUGAGGUUGAGCGAGAAGCAGUCGUGGCUGACCUGGCGUGGCAUCUGAAGGGGGGAUUCCUGAUAUUCUACUUCAGCUACACUAACAAUAACAGAAGGGCCUAUAAGAAGAGCAAAACCGCUUACUUCUACCAUAAGGAGCGUCGAGAGGCCCGGCUGCAGGGCAUCGCUGAGAGACGACGGAUCUUUAAUAGGAGGAAAGCGGGAGCCCGCCUUCUGCUAAGCGCGGAUACCAAUCCUAUCGAGCGGGCCAUGUUUAUCGAGUUGCUGUUCAGCACCACGAAUGAAGCAAAGUGUCCGCGCCGGUCGUUUGUGAGGGACGUGAUGGAGACGUACGGCCGCGCAGGGGUCGUGGGACGAGUGUCGGGCCGAUGCUGGUGCCCGGUAAGAUGCAAAAAGGUCCAAUCAACCGAACUCAGGGCCGUCGCGAUCUUCCCUCACUCGCUGGGCCAGCAGUGCAUGACCUACAUCUUUGGCCCAGAGGCAGAGGACAAGCUAUACUCUACUAGCAACGGCCUGCUGCUGCCACCAAAACUGGCGGAGAUGUUUAGCCAGUACCGAGUCACCUUGAUCCCGACCGGCUAUAGCUGGGACGAGCGCCAACAUCCAUGGAGCUGGAAACUGGUGAUAGUUGACUGGGAGGGUCUGUGGAAUGAGCCCUUCGACUCAGAGACGACGUAUGGGGAGCUCCACGAGACGAACGUAUCGUUUUUCGCCCUGGUGCUGCCCAACGGCGCCUUUCUCUUCUUCCACUACCUCUGUGCCAUGCUGCUUCAGGCACGGCGGGACAGGGCCAACGGCGUGCCUCUGAACGAACAGGGCAUGCUGGAUGCCUGGAUGGAGGAGGGGGAGGAAGCCAAAGUCCACAAGGGCAGCUAUGUGAGGGACACGGUGGUGGCUGGCUUCGUCGAGGAGUUUGAUCAGGGCCACGUCUCGCGGACGUUUAGGAAGAAGAUCCUGGCGCACUCCAGGCCGACGGGUGGUGUGCAGGAGGCCGUGGACCUGCUGGGCGACCUCGACCCGGAGGCAGAGAUGGACGAGGACGAGGAGAGCGAGGAGGAGGCAGGCGAGGCUCUGGACAAGAUGAUCCAGACUUUUGCCGGCCUUGACUAUGGGUAUAAGGAGAAUGUCUCUAACCGCGACAGACUGCUGUUGGGGUGA
Molecule: messenger RNA, 1296 nt
Organism: Nannizzia gypsea CBS 118893
Lineage: Eukaryota; Fungi; Ascomycota; Eurotiomycetes; Onygenales; Arthrodermataceae
Exons: 1
Coding region: 1-1296 (431 amino acids)
Source: RefSeq, a predicted model, not a curated record